AUGGACGCCGCUACGCAAGCACAGGCCGUCGAGGCCCUGACGGGCAAGCUGAAGACCCUCGGCAUCGAUGAGCUGCCCGCCGAGCCUAACACGUACCCUGCGCUCAACCCGUUCGAUCUAUACCGCUCGCACGUCGCCGAGCUGCUAUCCAAAUCCACCGGCAUCGAUACCAAGAUUAUAUGCCCCGCAUUGCAGAGGACUGUCAAGACCGAGCAUGGCGACCUACAAAUGGCCGUGGCAGCCCUCCGCCAGAAGCGCAAGGACAUGAAGGAGUUCGCACAGGAGAUCGCAAACGGCUUCCCAGGAUCCCCGUUGAUUGAGAAGGUCGUUGUUAUGGACGCGCUCCUGAUGUUCUGGUUCAAGGCCCAGCCAUUGACCAGCCUCGUGGUCCCAGCUGUGCUGAAAUUUGGCAAGUCGUACGGCUUCAAUAACUUCCAGGGUCUCCGGGACCCCGCCGAUCCCUCCAAGGGCCGCAAGAAGAUGAUUGUCGAGUUUAGCUCGCCGAACAUCGCAAAGCCUUUCCACGCAGGUCAUCUGCGAAGCACAAUCAUUGGCGGUUUCCUCGCGAACUUGUACGAUGCUGGUGGCUGGGACGUUACCCGGAUGAACUACUUAGGUGACUGGGGCAAGCAGUACGGUGUUCUGGCCAUUGGCUUCGACCUGUUUGGAUCCGAGGAGAAGCUCGUCGAGAAUCCCAUCGGCCACCUCUACGACGUCUACGUGAAGAUUUCGAAAAUUCAAAAGGACGAGGAGGAGAAGAUGAAGGAGCUCAAGGCAAAGAUCGAAGGGCUGAAGAAGGAGGAAAAGGAUACGUCCGAACUUGAGAAGCAGCUUCAAGAAGUCGCCGAUAACGGUGUGGAUGAGGGGGCGAGGAAAUAUUUCAAGAGGAUGACUGAGGGUGAACCCGUUGCUCUAGGCAUCUGGAAGCGCUUCAGGGAUCUUUCGAUCGAAAAGUACAAGAGGACAUAUGCCCGACUCAACAUCCGCUACGACGACUACAGUGGUGAAUCGCAAGUCAAGGACGAGAGCAUGGACCACGCAGCGAAGGUGAUGGAGGAGAUGAAAGUUAGCGAGAACAGUGAGGGCGCUAUCAUUGUCGAUCUCACCAAGUACUCAAAGAAGCUGGGUAAGGCAGUCGUGAGGAAGAAGGAUGGCACAUCGCUAUACCUUACCCGUGAUAUCGCCGCCGUAUCGGAGCGAUACGAGAAGUACAAAUUCGACAAGAUGAUCUACGUUGUGGCUAGUCAGCAGGAUCUCCAUCUUGCUCAGCUCUUCAAGAUUCUCGAGGCCAUGGGCUAUAAGGAUCUGGCUGCCGCUUGCACGCACAUCAACUUCGGAAUGGUGCUGGGCAUGUCGACCAGGAAGGGAACCGCGAAGUUCCUGGACGACAUCCUCGAGACCGUCGCCGAGAAAAUGCACGAAGUCAUGCGCACGAACCAGGCCAAGUACGAGCAGGUCGACAACCCCGAGGCAACCGCCGACAUCUUAGGUAUCUCCGCCGUCAUGGUGCAGGACAUGAAGGGCAAGCGCAUCAACAACUACACCUUCGAUAUGGACCGGAUGACGAGCUUCGAAGGCGACACGGGCCCAUACCUGCAGUACGCGCACGCUCGUCUCUGCAGCAUCACCCGCAAGGUCACGGCCGCCGUCCCCGAAAUCGCAAACAUCGACCUCGCCUCCGCCGCGGACCUCACCCUCAUCACCGAGACCCAGGGCAUCGAUCUUGUCCGCCAGCUCGCCGCCUGGCCCGACAUCUUCAUCAACACGCUCAAGACGCAGGAGCCUACCACUGUGCUAACGUACCUCUUCAAGCUCACGCACGCCCUUUCCUCGUCGUACGACCACCUCCAGAUCCUGGGCUCGGAGCGCGAGACCAUGCUCGCGCGUCUGGCGCUGUACACGGCCGCCCGCCAAACGCUCAACAACGGCAUGCGCAUCCUGGGUCUGAGCCCCGUGGAACGCAUGUAG
Paraphaeosphaeria sporulosa is the source of this 1968-nucleotide messenger RNA. Its product is annotated as arginyl-tRNA synthetase. Gene Ontology annotation, cellular component: mitochondrion; cytoplasm. NCBI's taxonomy places the organism in Eukaryota, Fungi, Ascomycota, Dothideomycetes, Pleosporales, Didymosphaeriaceae. The coding region runs from base 1 to 1968 and encodes 655 amino acids. Gene Ontology annotation, biological process: arginyl-tRNA aminoacylation; mitochondrial translation. The transcript has 2 exons. Gene Ontology annotation, molecular function: arginine-tRNA ligase activity; ATP binding. The record is from RefSeq and is a predicted model, not a curated record.